GAGAGAAGAAGCGAUGCGACUGGCUGGGGCCAGGACUUGUGUGUGUGAGGUCGACUUUUGCCCAUCCACCGUCAGUUGUUUCUGGUUUAUGCAUACCAAUUAGUUGUUGCUGUGGCCGAGGCGAAUUUACAGGAUCUGGCCCCCUAGUGGGUUUGCAUCAUGGACCGGGCAGAAGAUAGCUUGCCGUUUCUUCAUGGCUCCAGUGGCAACUUACCGCAGUUGCGGUCCGAACUGUCGGCAAGUCUUCUGGGCAUGUCCGGCUUAGACAGCGCUAGCUUGCAGGAUGAUAGUCUCACAGGGGCUGUUGCAGCAGCAUCGGGCAUUCCGCGUAAUUUGGACAGCAUCGGUAACGUCUCACCCCAUCGCACUCGCUCCAUUCGCGACCAUGAAGCUCAAAUGUCAGAUCUGAAGAAGGAGAACUUCAGUCUCAAGCUACGCAUUUACUUCUUGGAAGAGCGUGUCAAGAUCGCCCAGCAGAAUGUAGACGGUGGCGAUGGUGAAUUCCAGCUGAAUAUUGACUUGCAGGUCGAAGUAGCCCAGCUCAAGAAUGACAACCAGGACAAGCAGGUUCUGUUGCAACGGGCUGCUACUGCCAUUGACACGUUGACACGCAACAAUGAUGAGUUACAAGAAGGGCACACGGCUGGAGAGGGACUGCGAGCUGAGCUGACAACUGCCAGGGAGGAACUGGAGCGUUUGCAGCAGGAGUCCAAGUUCCACCACGAUCGAUACCAAGAAGCCAGCAGCGAGUUGGGCAGCCUAAAGAGCAUCCAAGAGGAUCACAUUGGGUUGCGACGCCAUCACGACAACCUGGUGCAGCAGACGACGGCAGAGAAGGCGAAGCUGGAAGAUCAGUUGAAUGAGGCACAGCAGGAAAUUGACAGAGUGCGUGGCGUUUUGACUGCUACUGAAGAAGCUAAGCAGCAACUUAAUGAUGCUCAUUCUGCCUCAUCGUCGCUGGCUGAGCAACUGCCAGCACUCCGCUCCGAGCUGCAUGACAAGAUAGCCACAAUUCAGGACCUGGAAAGGAAUCUAGCCGAUGUGUCGGGAAAGAAUAAGAACUUGGCGAAGGAGAGAGAUGACAUCCAAACAGCUGAAAGCAAGAAGUCCCUGGAACUUCGGUUGGAAAUCCGCACACGGGAUGCUCGCAUUGCUGACCUGGAGUCAGAGGUUGCUCAUCAGCAGGAACUCCUGAAGGGUGUGGAAGCAAACCUUAGAGAAUCACAUGGCACAUCUGCACAACGGGCUGCUCAUCACUAUGAGGAGCUGAUGGCCCAGCACACGAAAGACCUGGCUGAUACUCGGGAGAAGCUGCAGGCUGCACGACAGCAAGUUACGCAGAAGGAUGUGCAGAUUGCGGCGCUAGAGUCUCAGCUUGCGGAGCGUGAUGGCCGACUUGCGAUGUCGGCCACGGAGGUAGAUUCCAAGUCUGAUGCGCUGCAGCUGGCGACAACCAACGCGCAGAAGAAUGCCGAUCAUGUGAAGGAACUUGGCGCACAGCUGAAGGAGAGGAAUGCUGAGUUAGCACGACUGCGGCAACAGCUAGCCGACACUCAAGAUCGUCUGGAUGCAGCAGCACAGGACACUGAGCUGCAGUCCGAUCAGGAUGCAGCACAACGCGAUUCUCAACUGCGUGCUCUGACGCGUGAGCUCGACAAGCUACGUGCAGCACUCGACAAAGAGCGUCAGUCUAAGGGUACCCUUCAGGAGAAUAUCGAUGCUUUGAAGGACGCACUGUCCAGCAAAGAACAGUCUCUGCAGAAUGUUCGCCGUCAGCUAGAUCACUCUGCACAGUUACAUCGUCAGCGACAGACACGCCUAGAGCAACAGUAUCGGGAUCAGAUCGACAGCCUUACUCGUGAUCUCAGUCGCCGAGACGAGGCUGCUUCUCGUCUCUCUGAAGCAUUGCAGGAGAAGGAAGAAGCCAUCAGGGGCUUGUCUGAAAUGGCCGGUCGGCUCAGCGGAGAUGGCUCCUCAGAUCAUCGUGACCUUCAUGUCCGUCAACUGACCAAUCAGAUCAUGGAGCUGCGUCGAAAGAUUGAGCAACUCACCCAGGACUCCGAUGCCCGUGUGGACGACUUGGAAAAGCAGCUGCUGCUGCUGCGCCGUCAGAACAGCAAGCUGCAGCGAGAGCUGAAGGAGUCCCAGGAUGAUCUGCAGCAAAGCAAGAGACUCUCAAAGCGUAAAGACGACGCCAACGAGAGUCGUGACAACUUGCUGGAUGUGUUGAAUCAGUCGCUUGGAGCAGGCGAUGGAGAUGAGACGGCCAUGAACCUGCUGCAAGCGGAGCUGACGGCGCGUGAGAAUGAGAUAGCAGCGCUGACGUCACAGCUGCACGAGAAGGAGAAAGAGCUGCAGGCGCUGCGAGCGGAUCAUGACCAAACGCAGAAGUCGCACGCUGACUUUGCUCAGCAGCUGCAGGCAUCGCUGCAACAGAAGGACAGCACCAUCGAGAGCUUGCUCCGGGCUGGCAAGGACAAAGAUGAGCAGCUGCUACGACUCACGGAAGACUCAAUGUCUCGCAGCGGUCAGAACGCCAGUACUCGAUCUCAGCUGGAUGACCUGCGAGAUGCCAACGCUAAGCUGGAGUCGAUGGCGAAGAGUCGAGAGACCCAGCUGCAGUCCUAUCUGGUUGCUGCUCAGGCCAAGGAUGGCGUGAUCAAGAGUCUACAAGAGCAGCUACAGAUGCAACGUGGCCGAUUAUCCAUGUCGCCGUCACGCCGUACACCUGAGAGUAUCGAGGCGGACCUGUUGACAGUCCAAGCCCAGCUAAAGGCGUCUCAGGAAUUGGUGGACGUGCAGCGACGACAGCUGAACGAGGCACGCCAGGAGAAGGAGCGUCUGCAGAAGCAACUUGAUGCUAUCACCAUGGAAGCUAUGGCGCUGGGCAGUGGUCCAAGUCCCGGGUCAGAUGGCUUUGCCACGCCUGACCGCUCCAGGACGGUGGAUGACGAGGCUGUGCGCUUGCGUGGCAAGCUAUCAGAUGCAGACGCACUGGUGGCGAGUGUGCGCUCGCAACUGGCCGAUGCCCAGAGGCAGAGCCAGGCACUGCAUGCUCAGCUGGACGUAGAGAAACUGGCAGCCUCUCAGGCAAGUCGAGUGGCCGAGAAGUUGCGCAGGUGCGAGGCCGACCUUGCACGGGCACGCUCCACCGUUGAGGAGCUACGUGAGGAGCUGAGCAGCCGCGAUGCGCAGCUCCAGGACCUGGCCAGGCUGCAAGCACAGCUCAAGUCGUCGCAAGCGGAGCGCGACCUCCUACAGCAGAGAAUCGAUGGCAUGAGAAAGGUAUCAGAUGUGGCCGUCGGCGCUACAGCAGCGGAGCUUCAGAAUGCCAGCCAGGAGCUGGCUCGACUGCAGGAGGCAAACCAAAAACUCCGCGAGGAUCUGCUUCAUGCCAAUGAUGAUGUCAGGAUUAUCACGGCCGAGAAGUCCUCGCUUCAGAACUCACUGGGCAAAGUCAAUGACGAUCUCCAGUCCAAGCAGGCGUCGCUAAAGCAGCAAGAAGCAGAGCUGCAACACCUGCGCGCAGAGCUUGUUUCCGCGCAGGCCAACCUGUCGGCCAGCAAGGCGUCUCUGACAACUGCGCAGGACGAGUGCAGUCGGCUACGGCAUGAACUGCAAGUGGCCGAGAGUAAGCUACGCGAUCGCGACGCCUCGCUGCACAGUGCUCAGGCGGACGCAUCAGCGCUAAGGUCCAGCAUGUCCACUCAGCAGGGCCAGCAACGAGAGCUCAUCCGUGACAAGCAGACGGCGGAGGCGACGGCUGCAACGCAGCUCAGCAGCAUUGCAUCCCUGCGCCUGCAACUGGAGGAACUGACCAACUCCCUAGCCGUGGAGCGUGCUGCCAACAGCAACCUUCGUCAGCAGCUGCUUGAAGCGCAGCGUGAACUCAGCGAGGCACAAGACACGGUAAUGUCGAAACGCCAUGAGGCAGACACCCUCGGCUCAGAGCUGCAUUCGCUACGUCUUCGAUCAGCAGACACAUUGCGUUCGUCUGACGUGUCCGACGUUGCAUCGCAGGCCGACUCCUUGCCGGAUCUUGGCAUGCAUUACCAGGCGGAAACGGCGCGUCUACGCCAGGAGCUGGAGGCCACGCGUCAUCUUGUGGAUCAGCUGAGCGCGGAGAGGAACGCCAUGGAACAGAGGUGCAGAGAGCUGGCAAGAGACCUUGCGGAACAAGCCAAACGAAUUCCCAGCUCUCAAUCCCGAUCGAUCGGUGUCGGCAGUCAUGAUUCGCGCCCGCCAGCCGUACACCUGGACUCUGAUCUGCUGCAGCGCGUACUCAGCGCUCAUCAGGCUGAAGCGGAGCUGCAACGUGAGCUGCGGCAUCUGCUGCGCCACGCCGGCUACUCGUCGGCCGAUAUCGAUCGGCUUCUCCCGCCACCGCAGCCUGCCACCUCCCAUGCGCGGGCGGACGACGGCCUGGCGAGCCUGCGUACGCGCUACAGCGAGGGAGUGCACGCUAACGAGCAGCUGCGCACGCGCCUGCAGGACCAGCUGACGGCGUGUGAGUCCGACCGACAGCGCUGGCAGCGCAGCGUCAACGAGCAGAACAAACUGACGCAGGAUCUACAGCGACGGCAGCAGCAGUCCACCGCCGCAGCAGCAGCACCGCUGACAUCGUCACCGUCGCCACGGGGACGGCCAAUAGACCUGAGCGUCGUCUCCGGACUCACCAUGGAGGACCUGCAGGGCCUGUGCAAGGAUUUGAGCCAGUCGCUGCGUGCCAGCCAGGCGUUGCAGGCCGACCUGCAGCAGAAUCUAUCCAACACGGGCGGUGCUGCGCCAUUGUUCUUACAACACGAGAAGGAUAGGCUAGCCGGUGACGUGGUGUUGCUGAACGAUCGGCUGACACGACUCCAGGAGGAGAACAGGAAGCUGCGUGCAAGACUGGAGACGGGGAUCCACACCGAUCGAGGCUCCAGCACCAGUCCAGCACAGCUGACCGAGCUGGAGAGAGAGCUACAGCAGAGCCAUGCCAUUGCUGCACGAAUGCGUGACACGCUGGCCACGCGCGAACACGAGCUGCCGCCAGCCACUCUCAGCUCGACAUCGCCAAGUCGAGGUCAGCCUGAUCAUGAGGCAUUGGCUGCUCAGUUAUCAGGUAUCCGCCAUGCACUGCAACAGCACACACAAGCCAGCCAAUCAUUACGGGACUGGGUUUCUCAGCCGCGCCAAUCCUCCACAUCAUCGCCCGGCAAAGGAGCGCAGCCGGGCAGCAGUGUCAGCACCGGCACCACCACAGCGAUGACAACGACGACAGGCCUGCCUGGUGGGUUUGUGCACAUGGAGCGGCAAGUCCGCGGCGGACUGGACUCGCUGAGCAAGCUGGAGGCAGCCAUUGCCACUGCCAACGAACACGUCGAUGCUAAUACCGUUCAUCAUUUACUGCAACUAGCAAGACAGGUACGGGCGCAGUUAGAGGCAGCCGAAGCGUUGCUAUCGCAACUGAAGAACGUGGCGCCAGUGGCCGUUUCCUCCUCGGUUGAAAAUGCAUUGCUGAAAGCUGAAUCAGCAGAUCUUCGCCGAAAGUUGGCAGCUCAUGAGAAGGUCAUGUACAAAGCAUUGCAGCACAUUCAGAAAUCGAAAGACGACAAAGAGAGAAGCUCUUCACUCUAUGCUCACUUACAACAUACUGAUGAUAUUGUGCAGCAAAGUAAACGCAAUAUCCAGUCGCAUACCACGAGAUAUCAAUCAUGACAUUAGCCCGAACAAGUGGUUGACACUGCCAAGCUCAGCUGAGUGCUCAAACCGUCAAUCUUCAUUCAGCAGCCAUCAUUCUUUUGAGAUUGUUUUUAUCUCAUUUACAACAGCAAUCUGAUGAUCACACCUUCAAUAAUACUUUAUUCAUGUUACUCCACAAAAUUAUUACCAAAAUCAUGUCAUCUAUUUAUUCGACUUUGUCUCUUUAGGUGCUUCAGCUUGUGUUUUAAAAAGUUAGUGUAUCGUGGAUUCCACUUGAGAGAGAUGCUAGACAUUGAAAGUUACACAUCGAUUUUUGUAUUCUUGUUUUCGUCUCCGCAUAGGCUUUCUGGCAUUACAGUAUGCCACAUCAGUCAAAUUGAAUCUUGAUACGAUCAAGUGCAGCAUGG
Sycon ciliatum is the source of this 6092-nucleotide messenger RNA. RefSeq names its product putative leucine-rich repeat-containing protein DDB_G0290503. The transcript has 47 exons. Gene Ontology annotation, cellular component: microtubule organizing center. Lineage: Eukaryota; Metazoa; Porifera; Calcarea; Leucosolenida; Sycettidae. Bases 160 to 5700 code for a protein of 1846 amino acids. The record is from RefSeq and is a predicted model, not a curated record.